AAUAAAAAAUUUAUUUUGAAUGGCGAUGUUUGAAGCUGCAACCAAAUGCAUUGCUAAAAGUAUAGGAUCGAAGACUCUUCACCAUGUUUCAGAUUUAAAUUCGUCUGAAAGAUUCAAACUUUUAUGCGUUGUAUGUCAAAAAAAAUCAUUUUGGCCUUGGAAAAAAACGCAAAUAUUCCCUACUCAGAUAGUAUUGCAAGAUAUUCUUUCAACUAAACUAAAUAUAGAGCAAUCAGAUGUAAAUUUUACAUUGGUCAAAGAUUAUAUUGAAAAUCCAACUCUAAACAUAAAAGGAGAUGUUGGUGCUAAGAUUGCAUCUGAAUUGCAGCUGGAAUUUUCAGCUUCUGACUCAGUUAGUCUCAAUAUCAAUGUUGGAUCACUUCAAAAGCAGGAGAUAAAAUGGCAAAAGCUAGACAAUGCAUUGCAGUCUUCAAAAGUAAAUACUCGCCAUCCCUUGUUAGAAGAAAUACAAUUUUUAAAGCGAACAGAGUUAGCAGUUGUACUAGAAUCAAUAUCCACAUGUGCUGAUAGUACUUUGAGUGGUUCAGCUGAUUUAAAUGUUACAACAGAUGACAGUGUGUCCAAUAAGUCUGUUGUUGUAGUUGAUGUGCAUACAAAGGAUUCCAUUGAAAAGAAGACCACACAUUCUUACACACUACCUUCAAAUACUGUGCUUGCAUUCAGUUGUAACACAUUUUCUGUUACAGAAUAUGGAGGUAUUGAUUUCCAUGCAGCUCCAGAUGAAGCUGAUUUUUCAACUAAAACAUUGCUGCAAAAAACAAAGAAGGAUUCAUUUGAUUUUGUCAAAUCAAUGUUAUUUUCAUUUGUUAAAUCAAGCAAGUUUUCAUCAAUCCAACAGUUCUUCAAAUCCAUCAUUGGUUCAGUAGAACAAUCUUCGCUUGAAGCUAUAUAUUUAUUACUUUUAGCUGUAGAAGGCAGUUCUGAAAACAAUUUUUAUUUAAACAGUUGUCAUUCAGCAUUAAGCAAAACAAUUGUUGAAAAUAUCGGUCUUUGGAAGCCAUUACUUCUUUCCUUGAACUUUUUUAUUCCUGAUGAUUUGAGUCUAAACAAGGCUUCUAUAAAAUUUCCAACCAAUGAUGAUGAUUAUCUUGUUAAAGGGUGCAUUGGGUGGAUUGAUGCAAUACUUGACACUGAUAAAAACUUGCGCCAUUAUCUCGUGCAAUUUUCUGAUGAACAUUUGAAAUUGUUACUACAUAUAGUCGAAAGUAAAAUCCUGAAUAAAGAAAUUAAUGAAGAAAUCCAAAUAAAUUUAAUGUUUUCGGAGAACCAAUCAACAAAGCUGUUUUUAAACGGAAUUGGAUUUGUGUUUGAAACGGAAGAAGAAAAAGAAGUUAUGACAUAUCCUUCAGAAGAUCAUCAAAAACUUUUAGACGCUUUUAUUAACAUUUAUCUUUUAUCAGCAUAGGUUGUUUAAAUUUUUUUUUCGUAUCGUGAUGAAUUUUUUUGUAUUAGUUUGAUUCUUUUAAAUAAUAUUUAAAAAUAAAAUUUAUAUUUAUCAUACAUGAUUUAUAGAUUUUGUAUCAAUAUAAAUUUUUUUUUUUUUUUUAUUUCAUUUAAAAUUGUUUAAACUAAUAAACUGAAAAAUCUUUUCUCUUCCUUUUUUUUUUUUGCGCUAGAAUAAAACGUUGUGUUUCUUUGUAAUAUAUUACUAGAUUAUUACUAACUUAUGUUAAAUUGAAAUAAAGUAUUAAAAUAAAUUAGUAAACUUGUUUAA
Molecule: messenger RNA, 1735 nt
Organism: Hydra vulgaris (swiftwater hydra)
Lineage: Eukaryota; Metazoa; Cnidaria; Hydrozoa; Anthoathecata; Hydridae
Product: gasdermin-E
Biological process (GO): programmed cell death
Cellular component (GO): cytoplasm
Source: RefSeq, a predicted model, not a curated record